Molecule: messenger RNA, 2178 nt
Organism: Ornithodoros turicata
Lineage: Eukaryota; Metazoa; Arthropoda; Arachnida; Ixodida; Argasidae
Exons: 3
Coding region: 1-2178 (725 amino acids)
Molecular function (GO): zinc ion binding
Source: RefSeq, a predicted model, not a curated record
AUGCCGUUAAAGGUUGGUGACAAGUUUCAUAGUUAUAAUGAGUUCGAGACGCGCCUUAGAGACUUUCAAAAGGAACACAAUGUUGUUUUUGUAACGAAGUCGACGAAAAGCGUCGCAGAGGCAAAUGCGAAGUUAAGUGCUGGCUUGGCACGGUUCGACGAAAAGCUUAAGCAUGCAAAUGCCACGUUCGUAUGCAAGCACGGUGGGGCCCCGAGGAGUACAGGCACCGGAAUUCGCCAGCAUCAAAGGACGAUGAAAAAGCUGUGCCCUGCGACGGUUGUAAUAGCAGCGCGUCGUGCCACGCAGCAGCUCGAAGUCACAAAGAUGGACCUUAGCCACAAUCACGACAUCAACGGCGAAAUUUAUCGUUCAUAUCCUGAGUGCAGGCGUCUGACAAGUGCAGAUAAAGAAUAUGUCCAACCACUCUUGGAACUAGGGGUUCUACCAAGCAUGAUUGCACGAAAAGUGUGCGAAAACACAGGCAAGCGUGUCAUUGCUAAAGACAUCCACAACUUGAAGCAAGCCGUAAGCGGAGGAGAGGAAGCCAACCUACUAGUCAAGGAAAUCGAACACUGCCGGGAAAAAUUCAGCGCAGUGAUCACACCAGUGACCGACGAAAACCAAGAGCUACAGAUUCUGCUCAUACAGACGGCUCACAUGAAGGAAGCUCUGCGGUCGUUUCCAGAAGUGCUUUUGUUGGAUGCAACCUACCGCACCAACAAGCUGAAAAUGCCACUCUUCGUAUUUGCUGUCCAAGACGGCUCAGGUGGAACACAGGUGGCAGGAUAUGCAUUCGUUGCGUCAGAGCAGCAGCAUGUCAUCAACAGCCUCCUUGAGUUAUUUGUGACUGAGAAUCCUGACACAAGGAGAACACAAGUGGUGGUGGUAGACAAGGAUUUUACCGAAAUUAGUGCUGUUCGCCACACUUUUCCCAGUUCCCCAGCUGUGCAGCUAUGUGCAUUCCAUGUCCUUAAAGCAUUCAGAAGUGCAGUGAGCCAGCUUGCAACACCGUCUGAACGUGAACAGCUCAUGUCUGGUUUUAGUGCUAUGCUCAAUGCACCAUCAGCAGACAUGUUUGAAAAUGCUAAAAUGGAGUUUAAAGAACUUGCAAACAACGAAGCAUUGCAUUACUUCAACAAGAACUGGGGGUGCAUCACCCAUAUGUGGGCGCGACAUAUCUGUGAUCAGCAUUACACAGGUGGCAAUAAUACCACAAAUCGUGUAGAGUCACACAAUUCGAAGAUAAAAAAUGUCCUCAGUUCUUCAAGUAAGUUGCACCAAGCACUCCGUUGUCUGCUGAACAUGGCAGAAACAAUGCAACAGGAAGCUCGCCAUAAGCUGACCUUGUUGAAACCCUGGAGCUUUUACUCCUACGGAGAGUGUGACGAUGUAGAGGUACUGUGCAGGAAGACCCUUACUCCAUAUGCAUGCAAGCUGGUGCAUAAGGAAUUGCUGAAGUUGAAGGAUGCCAGGCCAGAAGUGAGGAGGUUGGGCGAACAACAAUAUGAAGUUGUGUCUUCCGUAAGCAGUGACUCUCACAAGGUAUCACUGGAUCACCAAACCUGCAGCUGCACGACUUUUCUAAAAAUGGGCGUGUUGUGCCGUCACCUUCUUGCUGUUUGUGACGUCAAGAAGACAAAACCUGACCUUUCAAAGGCUGUGCACAAGCGGUGGACGAAGUCCUACAUGACAGACUUCCUUAUGUCUGUUAGUGGAAGUGAUACCGGUCCACCGUCCACUGAGCCACAAGUCCUUCAGAUCUCGCAACCCUGCCUUGCAAAGAUGAACCGAAAUCAGCGGUACAACUACGCCAUGAGGACGCUGAAGGCACUGGCAGACAACCUUGCCGAUUGCCGACCCGAGGUGUUUGCAACGAGACUUGCUUUUCUUCAAGAUGUCAACAGCACAUGGUUGAAGGGGUCUGAAGUCUCAGAAGAUGGACUGACAGUGCCUACCGAAAAUGAAUUUCAGACCUAUGGCCUGACAAGUGCUCCUGAGGAUAUCCUAGAGCCAUCAACACCGGUGCCUGUGCAAGCUUCCCAGGUGGCAAGUGGUGCAUGCAGCAGUGGGUAUCAGGAAAGCCAACAGCCAGCGAAGGACCCCAGAGACCAACAACGUGACUCACCCGAUGAAGCCAACGUUGUGUGCAACAUCAAGCUUCCCCUGGUGAAGUGCUGA